CAAUUGAGGAUCACGUGGAGUUGACCCGAAGGUGCAGGGGCGAGGGGGGUGAUCGUGCAGGCCUGGAGAGAGGUCAGAGAGCAGCGAGGACGCGAGGAUACCACAUAUGAGCACCGAAAAGCCGAGGACCAGGGGGAAAAGCAUGGAUUCAGGCCGUUGGAUGUGAGAUUUUACGGUGCUGCUUCUGCUGGACGAGGCCGUGGAGUGGACUCGUCAUGGCAGAAGGAGGCAGUGCGCAGAGCGAGGAGGAGGAGGCCGCCCCAGUGUCCCGGGGCAGCGGCGUGUGCAAGUGGUUCAACGUGCGCAUGGGCUUCGGCUUCCUCUCCAUGAGCAGCCGGGAUGGGGUCCCGGUGGAGCCGCGCGUGGACGUGUUCGUGCACCAGAGCAAACUGUACAUGGAGGGGUUCCGCAGCCUGCGAGAGGGAGAGCCAGUGGAGUUUACAUUCAAAAGGUCCUCUAAAGGCCUGGAGUCCCUGAGGGUGACAGGGCCGGAGGGAGCACCCUGCCUGGGAAGUGACCGCAGGUCCAAAGGCAACCAGAAACGACGAUCCAAGACUGACCGAUGUUACAAUUGUGGAACCCCGGGUCACCACGCCAAGGAGUGCCAGCUGCCCCCCCAGCCCAAAAAGUGCCACUUCUGCCAGAGCCUGUCUCACAUGGUGGCCUCAUGUCCACUCAAAGCACAGCAGAGAGCUGCACUGGACACACAGGGAGCAGACGUCGCCAUGGAAACGGAGGCGGGACCCAGCCAAGGCAUGGACACUGAAAUGACUGACUGACACUUUGACCUGGACAGUGGACAGUAGACAGGAGUGGACAAAGCAGUGGAGAGGGAGAGGCUGUUUCUUAAUCACGAGGUCGUCCAUGCUGGAAUGAUCACCAAAUGAUUUCCGUAGAAUUCCUUACAACUGGUCAAUAAAGUCACUGUAUCUGUGUCUCAAAAAUAUGAAAACAAAAAGAAUCUUCAUGUACCUUAUGCAUUCCGAGCAUCCUAAUAAUUUAUAGCGAUGAGUUCAUAAGUGCUUUUCACAACUUUCCAAAGCCAGAGUGAAGUUGUGCCAUCACUGUAAUGCCAACCACAAUUCCCAUGCUAACCAAGUACUUUUUGGUAGUGGUCGAUGGGCUUCAGGUAUAAUUUACCAUAAGGACUUGUGGACGAACUAGUUUGAGCAUUUGAAAAACCUAGUGCUUUCCUGAUACUCAAAUUAAUGGUUAUAUACAUGAUACUGAUAUACACAGGACAAUUUGUGGUUCCAUUGUGGCAAAACAUCUUUUACCAAUGUUUUAAGAGCUCCCAGCCUCCUUUGUAAACAUGAGAGCAUGCAUUCUCUCUGUCACAUCUCUCCCUCUGCACUAGCUUUACCAGUCAUUUGUACUGUCUCUAAGACAUAUCACUGCUCUUUUAUGUUGUAUUCUAGGGUUUAAGCUUCUGACAAGUCUCUGAGCAUUCGAGUUGAACAAUCGCAGACCAAGGGAAGUGUAGCCCAGUGAACUUUGUGCUUUCUCUGAAUAUCUCCAGUCUGUAAGUGAAGACACUGGCCUGUCCAAGCCUUCUAACAUAGCAGCAUGUAGCAUGAGAGGAGUAUCCAGUACUAGUCUAAUGUAAUGACACCUCUGUUUAAGUGCUGGUGUAGUGUUGCAUCAGAUUUGACCGGAAUUCAACCCAGUACCAUUUUAAAUAAUAUGGCAAUGCCAGGACUUUCUGUAGUUACAACAAUCAAUAUUAAAAGUACAAUGACGUUUAAAGAGGGGAUAUUACACUUCUAUCUGCUAUGAAUUGCUGAUACAGAACAUAUUUAGAUUCCAUGUUACCUUUUAUCAAUUUGAAAAUAUACUCAGCCAAAACAACAUAUUAAAAUCUUUAAUAUGUGAAACAUGUGGAAUCAGGCAUGUUUCUGACGAAGGAACAACAUUAUAACAUGGUAAAAAGUCAGUUUUGCAUAAUACCCCCUCUUUGAUAUACAUUUAUAGCAGAACUAGGCUGUCUGUCUUUUGUGCCUUGAUUUGAUGGAGGGUGGGAGAAUAAAAAGAGGCUUACAAAUGAACAAAGAUGGACACGAUACUGAACAGCUGACUUCCAUUCUCUCUUGACAAAAUAUUAAAAAAUAACUUGCUAUUUUAUUAUUCUUUUUAAUUGAAUGUAAAUGAGCAACCCAAGUGCCAGGUGCCUCAGUGCAGGGAGCUUACUGAAAACAUUAUACAAACACGAGUACCUUAACCUACGAAUUAUCUUUCUAAUGGGAAGAAAUGCUACACCAAAUACUGUAUGUAGUCAUUUUGUAUGCAAGACCUGUAAUGAUUGUACGGCAGAUAUUGUCUGUCACAAGUGAAAAAUGAAUGUUACUUCAAUGCAUCUACAAAAACGAGGGUUGUUCAGAACAGGACUGCACAAUAUGGAAAGAAAUAGGCUAUUGCAAUACUUUAGCUUUUACUUUUAAUUUGAGCAAAAAUGUACUAUUCACUAAUUCUUCUAAUUUACUAAAACUAAUAAAUUGGUUCUAAAUCUUUUUGAUACUGCAAUAUUCUAGCUACUCUCUUGUGAUAUGGAUAUUGCGUUAGCCUAUUUAGGAAUAUUGAUAAUUUUGUAAUAGACUGUGCAACCCUAGUCCUAAAUAUGAAAAUCCUUGUUAAACAGUAUUUUGUAUGAUUUUCAAAAGCCAAGUGUCUGUAUUCUGCACUGAUGAACAAUUUAGCCAAGUGUUGAACGGAAAGACUGGUUCUGUAUGUCUUACAAAUACAUGGGUUCUGCUGAGAUUAUAAAGGAUUAUUAUGGAACAUUGUGAGGACUUGAUGCCUUGCUUUAUAAAACUAGGAAUAAUAGGCUUAAUGGUAUGAAUGUCUUUAGAUGGACUCAGGGGAAUACUGUAGAAACAUUGCAUUGAUGCAGUUGUGUAGUUUCACUACUAAAAUAGUGGCACAGUUUCAUUGCUACUUAGCGGAGCAUGACAUUAACACUAAAGCAAACUAGCCAAAUGCUAUUUAUUACUACUUAGGGUCAUUUAAUUUGAUGUAUAACCUAAAUUAAUAAGAACAGUAAGAACAAAUGUGGUUAGCAGAUUGUUUUUUUCUGCCUAACAUAUUUGAUUUGCGAGUAUCACGCUAGCGGCUUGUCUCCACUGAGAUAUUAUUGCUUUGCAUUGAAUAUUCAAAAUUAUUGCAUGAAAUGUAUGUAAUUUUAGCCAGUAAAACCACCCUAGUUUGCAAGCAAUUUUUGAAGAAAAAAAAAGUUAAUGUCAAACCCUGCUAAUUUGUCUAUUUAUUUAUUUAUUUAUUUAAAUAUUUAUUUAUUUAUUUAUUGACACCAUGGUGAUGGACAAGGCCAGUAGCGUAGUAGUUCUUUUUUCACUAUCAAAUUCAGUCUUCUGUAGUUAUAAUUUUGUAUUUAUGGUUUAAUUUAUUAAUGUGCACUGUUAGAUUUUUGUCAAAAAUAUCAAGUUUCAAUGUGUGAUCUAAUCAGUCCACAAUGUUUGACGUACUGUAAAUAUAAGGUAGUAAAACAGUAUAUUGAUUUAUGCAUGAAAGUAGUUAUGUUUUUGUAGUAUUUUUUUUAAGCAAAUGGAAGAAUUGUAUUGGCCUAUAAGCAUCUGUUCUGAUGUCCACUUUGCUGCCUUACAACAAACUCCAUGUCUUUUUAGUGUUUUUAGUGUGUAGUUUCUUAUAUUUGAUCAAGACCAAAUUCGUCUUAUCAGAAUCUAUACAAGUCUACCUCAGGUUGUGUGGGAUCACGGGCAAUGUAAUGAAUACAAACCCAAAAUCCAUUAUUGUACAUUUUAUGUUAAAUGUUGUGUUUUUAUUUGUUUGUUUUUUAUAUUGUAUUUUCCUCACAGAAUGUAUUUUUGCUUGUUGCUGCUGUAAAUGUAUUAAUAUGAUACCAAAGAAAUGUAAUGUGUUUUGGAGCGAAACCAAAGUGUUCACAAUCUUGACAUCUUUUCCACAGUCGCUGAUAUUUUAUCUGCACCACAUGAGUCUGUACACCCAAACAGAAGAGGACACUUUUAUCAUGCUCAGGGACUUCAUACUGUUUAGACUAGAUUUAAUGAGGUAUAUUUUUGUUCAUUUUGCUGGUUUGAAUGAGUUUGUGUAGUAAUAAAAUGACUUUUACUA
Boleophthalmus pectinirostris (great blue-spotted mudskipper) is the source of this 4104-nucleotide messenger RNA. Its product is annotated as protein lin-28 homolog A-like. The record is from RefSeq and is a predicted model, not a curated record. The transcript is spliced from 4 exons. NCBI's taxonomy places the organism in Eukaryota, Metazoa, Chordata, Actinopteri, Gobiiformes, Gobiidae. Gene Ontology annotation, molecular function: zinc ion binding; nucleic acid binding. The coding region runs from base 216 to 779 and encodes 187 amino acids.